Molecule: messenger RNA, 3843 nt
Organism: Capsaspora owczarzaki ATCC 30864
Lineage: Eukaryota; Filasterea; Ministeriida; Capsasporidae
Exons: 1
Coding region: 20-3709 (1229 amino acids)
Molecular function (GO): RNA binding
Source: RefSeq, a predicted model, not a curated record
CGUUUUUGGUUUCGUGAAAAUGGAGGACGACGACGUGUUUGCGUUCGAGUCGUCGCACGUUGAGCGGCCACCGACGCACCGUCACAAUAGCAGCAAUGGCAGCAAUGGCAUUGCAAAUCCAAGCCAUGCACCGGUGCUGCGAGCUGGAGCUGGAGCUGGUUCAGGAGCUGCGUUGGCUGGAGCUGCAUUGGGAUUGGCACGUCGCGGCUCUGGCGUCGGUCUCAUCCCAACGCCACCGACUCCAACAACGGCGACUGCUGCUGCUGCUGCUGCUGCUUCUGUUCAUACUACUGCCACUGCUGCUGCUGCUGCCACUGCUACUAGUGCGACGACUGUGCCGUAUGAGCGACUGGGCAUGACUGCGCCGCCAUAUGGACUGCUGCACGCGCACCAUUCGCAUGGACCACUCGCAGCACAUCAACAGCCACCGCCGCUGUCGUCGUCGUCGUCGUCGUCAGGAUUGCUACUGCAUGCAUCACCAUCAUCAUCAUCACCAUCGUCGUCGUCGUUGGGUGCAGCGGGAGUCCAUGCGGCGGCGGCACUGCUGCCCGAUCCCAAUGCAGCGCCAGCAAUUGGCACUGGCAUUGGCGCGCUGGGCCGAGCAUCGAGGCACUCGCCGCAGUCCCCGCAGCGCCCGACACAGCCGCCGUCGUCGCCACAGAGGCAGCACAUUCCAGUGCACGACUCGACGGGACUGCGCGGCGGCGGCAGCGGAGGGCAGCAGAGCGGCAGUCGUCCCGCUGCGUCACCACAUGGCGCUGCUGGAGCACAUGUGGAUGCAGUGCACGACCACCGCGACCACCACCACCACCACCACCACUACAAGGCAAUACAAGGACACGGGCCUCAACAUGGCGCUGACUACUACGGGAGUGACAGCCACGAGGACGGGCGCGGAGCGGCGGCCAACGAGCGCGGCGGCGCGGAACAACCGAGUCACGCCGAACCAUGGACGCUGGCUGGAGAUGGCGCGCGGCAGCAGCAGCAGCCAAUCAAGAAGCGGAGGCACAGGCACCGGCGCGGAAGCAGCAGUGGAAGCAUUGGCCGAUUGACGCUCGCUCAGAACGAGGGCGACGAGGGCGCGGGUGUGGCAGACGUAGAAGAGCUCGACGACGAGUUUGUUCUGAGCAACUCGGGAUUGCAGGGAAAUUGGACCACUGCUGCUGCUGCUGCUGCUGCUGCUGCUGCUGCUGCUGCUGCUGCGGCUACAACACCUGCAACUGCUGCAAUCUUCCACUUUGACAAGCCGUCGAGUCCAACUCGUGCGCACGCCAAUGAAGGAUUGCUUGGCGCCCGUCCACCACCCAUUGCCACUCCUGCACUCCCUCUGUCUCACGCGGCAGCAACGUCCUCCAGCAUUCAUGCAGCAGCUGGCAACACAACGGCGGCAUUGUCAACAUCGCCACCGCCAACCACAACGCAGCACAAUCCGCACGGUCCUCCACCUUCUCCAGGUGCUGUUUCAUCGUCGUCAGGAGGCUCGCGACAACGUCAUCGUAGCCGAUCCAAUCCGGCCAAGGUCGCCAACGCUGGCGGUGCUGCAGGCGCGAAUGCGUGCGAGGUCAAGAACACUGUCAUUGUCGUCAAAAACUUGCCAUUCUCCCUCAAUCCCGAGGACAUGAAGCUCUGCUUGACGGCAUCUCGGGUCAAGGAGGCAGCUGCCUUGUCGUCGCUGGGGCUGUCGACGCUUCCCGAGGCGGAUGAUCCGGUGUUUUUGCCUUCCUCGGAAGACAAUGGCGUCUCGCUGCUUGCCACAGUCAAAGGCCCUCUGUUGGACAGCCUGCCGCCUUUUCUUGAUGUCGAACUCUGCUAUGACGCCAAUGGACAUUCCCGCGGCGUUGCGUUUGUCACGUACGCCAACUUGGACGACUCCGAGCGCGCUCAUGGCAUCAUUGGUAGCGGUGUGGAGGUUGGCGGGCGUCGUCUGUUGGUCGAGUACAAGCGACAGCAGCCACCAUCUGCCCCCAACUCGACCAACUCCUCCAAGGAGGUCACAACCGCAGCUGCAGUUGUCACUGUUACGCUUGCCAACUUUUCCAUUCAAGCAACCCACCACCAGCAGCAUCCGCACCUCCCCCACCAUCACCACCACCACCACCAGCAGCAGCACCAUCAUCAUUUCUCGGGACCAUCACUUGUUCAAUCAGAGCUGCACCACUCUUCAACGGAUGCGCUCGACGCCGUCCAUGCCGCUGCUGACGACGAGGCCCGCCUGCUGCACACGCAGCUCAAGUCCUUCAAGUACAACGACACAAUGACCGUCAUGGAAUUUCCAGCGCACUUUUCGGCGCAUCAGCGCAAACUGGUGCACAUGAUGGCCGAGCGCUUGGACCUCAACCACGCAUCCGAGGGCGACGGCCACAUUCGCACCAUCAAGGUCUGGAAGAAGAUUGCCCCCAAACCAUCGAUUCUCGCGACGCUUCCUGAUGCACCCACCGAGACGACUGCAGAGCUCGACACAACCGUGUUUCGCCCACGCUCUCAAACGCUGGACGGACAUCAUUCGGGCCGAUCGAGUUCCAGCAGCUCGAGCCACCCGCGAGGCGGCGGUGCCCACCACCAGCACCAGCGAGGCACCACUCCAUCGCCGCCAUUGUCCAACCAAAGCUCUCCAACCGCGCCAGAGCGCUCCAUGCCGGCCGGAUCGCGCUCGAGCGCCUCUUCCAUUCCGCUGAUGCAGUUGCCCUCCUCUCACCGGCGCCAGCGGCCUUCUGUUGAUUAUUCCGCCUCACUGUCGCUCUCUGGCUCCAUGGGCCAGCUGCACUCCGGCUCGUCGGGCGUUGGUUUGAUUGGAGACGUGCCGGUGACUGGAGGGCUCACGCGUCGAUCCUUCCAACGGAGCAACGAUUCUCUCUCUGGCUCUCUGUCGUCCUCGUCGUACCUGGGUCUGUCCGCUCUUGCUCCGCCCAGCCAGUCUCUGGUGCCCACUCCCUACUCGUCUUCGCCCUCAAACGCAACAUCCCCGUCGCUGCUCACCUCUGCCAGCCUGCCGUUUACUGCCCUCUCGCCCGGUCGAUCUGCUUCCAACAUUGAAGCUGUUGUGGCGUCGACCGACGGCAGCAACAGCAGCGGCUCUACGACCGGCAGUGGUGGAGUCAGCGCUCGCCAACCGCGCGGUCCUGACGGCACGAAAGGGUUUGCCUUUCCACGCUCAGGGGAGCCCACUCCGCAAGAUUUUGUUGACGCUCUGCUCUCUUCGGUGGCUCGUGAGCAUGGCCAGCAGCAGUACCAGCAGCAACAGCACCAGCAUCACCAGCGACACGGCGCAGCAGCCAUCGGUCUCGCCACGCAUCGAGCCCUGCUUCGCGAUCCAGUCGUUGCCCCUGCCCCUGUUUCCCGCUUGCCUCCGUCAUCGCAUGCAAACACUGUCGCCCGACAACAGCUGCAAGACCUCGCACAACAGGCGCUCUUGGUGACGCCUCCGCAUCCGUCGUCGACUGGCACUGGCACGGCCAUGGCCGGAUCCUCGCUGCCCGCCGCAUCCUUCAUGUACUCGUCCAUGCCUGUGAGAAUUCCAUCGUCGAGAGCUGCGGCGCGUAGUGACAAAGGCGAGCGGAAUUCAAGCGUGAGCGGCAGUGCCAGCGGUCUUGCGACGCCGUUCACCUCGCUUGCGUCCUCCGAGGUUGGCAGUUUCAAGCUCAACCCUCACGCAAGCUCGUUUGAUCUUGAAGGGGCGGCUCCAGGUUCGCAGCCUUAUUCGCGGAGGUGAUUGAUUUAUUGUUAGCUUCUUUUUUUUUCUUGGUUUUGUUUUGUUUCUUGGAUUUUGACUGGUUUUUUUUAAUUUCUCGUUUCUGUUGUGCUUGGAUGUGUUCUUCCUCGUUGACACUAAUUUAUUCAUUGAGC